Messenger RNA from Neltuma alba, 1911 nucleotides. Its product is annotated as uridine kinase-like protein 3. Lineage: Eukaryota; Viridiplantae; Streptophyta; Magnoliopsida; Fabales; Fabaceae. The transcript has 15 exons. The record is from RefSeq and is a predicted model, not a curated record. Bases 332 to 1747 code for a protein of 471 amino acids. Gene Ontology annotation, molecular function: kinase activity; ATP binding.
GUUCUUCUGAGUUGAAUGAGAAUGACCUGCAGAUUCAACUUUCGUUUUCAACCACCGUAAAUGGCUCAUCUUCGUAAUUUCACCCCAACAUUAGGGCCCAUUCACCAACCGAUCCACCACUAGGCUCUCUCUUCUUCUCACUAUAUAAGCGACACGCUCCAACCAUGCCAUCCUUCUCCUCCUUCAUCAUCAUAUAUCGCCCUAUUCAGUCCCCUUAAUUCAAUAUAUACCGUUUGCCUUCUCUGUUCUUUUCUCCAAUCUCUCCCCUUUACGUGCCAAUUCGGGGUUAUUCAGGUCGUUGCCAAUAAAUUAUAAAUCUGCUAUAUAUCUAAUGGAGUCAUCCUCUGGGGUUCAUUUUUCUGGACUUCACAUGAAUGGUUCAGCACAGAGGAACGUUGACGCAGAGCAACCUACAACUUCAGCUGCUGACAUGUAUAAACAACCUUUCGUUAUAGGUGUUGCUGGGGGAGCUGCAUCGGGGAAGACUACAGUUUGUGAUAUGAUUAUUCAGCAGCUUCAUGACCAACGAGUUGUACUUGUUACUCAGGAUUCUUUUUAUCAUAAUUUGACUGAAGAGGAACUUACAAGAGUCCAAGAUUACAACUUUGACCAUCCUGAUGCUUUUGACACUGAGAAGCUAUUAUGGGUUAUGGACAAGUUAAGGCAUGGACAAGCCGUAGAUAUUCCGAACUAUGACUCAAAGAGUUACAAGAGCGAUGUGUUUCCAGCAAGAAGGGUGAAUCCUUCAGAUGUUAUAAUUUUGGAAGGAAUUCUUAUUUUCCAUGAUCCACGUGUUCGGGAGCUGAUGAAUAUGAAGAUAUUUGUUGACACAGAUGCUGAUGUUCGUUUGGCCAGGAGAAUUAGGCGUGAUACCUGUGAGAAGGCUCGGGAUAUUGGCUUAGUGCUUGAUCAGUAUUCUAAAUUUGUAAAGCCGGCUUUUGAUGACUUUAUUCUCCCAACAAAGAAAUAUGCUGAUAUCAUUAUACCCCGUGGAGGAGACAAUCAUGUGGCCAUUGAUUUAAUCGUACAGCAUAUCCGGACAAAGCUUGGUCAGCACGAUUUGUGUAAAAUAUAUCCUAAUUUAUAUGUCAUUCAAACAACUUUUCAGAUACGGGGUAUGCACACCCUGAUACGUGAUUCUCAGACAACAAAGCAUGAUUUUGUGUUUUAUGCUGACCGUUUGAUUCGUUUGGUUGUUGAGCAUGGCCUGGGGCAUCUUCCAUUUACGGAAAAGCAAGUAAUAACUCCAACUGAGUCUGUAUAUACUGGUGUGGAUUUUUGCAAGAGGUUAUGUGGUGUCUCCGUUAUCAGGAGUGGAGAGAGUAUGGAAAAUGCUUUACGUGCUUGCUGUAAAGGUAUCAAGAUUGGUAAAAUUCUUAUUCAUAGAGAAGGUGACAAUGGUCAGCAGUUAAUAUAUGAGAAGUUGCCGAACGAUAUCUCAGAUAGACAUGUGUUGCUGUUGGAUCCUAUCCUGGGAACCGGUAAUUCUGCUGUUCAAGCAAUUUCUUUGCUUCUCAGAAAGGGUGUACCGGAGUCCAACAUUAUAUUUCUCAACCUCAUAUCAGCACCUCAAGGUGUGCAUGUGGUCUGCAAGAAGUUUCCCAGAAUAAAAAUUGUGACAUCCGAGAUUGAUUUUGGUUUGAAUGAAGAUUUUCGUGUUGUACCUGGCAUGGGUGAGUUUGGGGACCGUUAUUUUGGAACAGAUGAUGAUGAUGACCAACAAGUGGUGGCCCCUUCACAAGAUUGAAUCUCUGUGCAAAAUCCACAGCAAUUUUUGGAUAAUUGGUGCUCUGAAUUUCAGUUUUAAAUCAAUUUUGGCUAAUGUUAUUGAGAUUUCUUUUACAGUUAUUUCCCACCAAGAUCUCAAUGUCAUGUGGAUCCGGACCCUAUAUAUAGAAAUCAAUAUAUAUA